Meloidogyne enterolobii is the source of this 1510-nucleotide messenger RNA. The record is from the annotation of a GenBank genome assembly. NCBI's taxonomy places the organism in Eukaryota, Metazoa, Nematoda, Chromadorea, Rhabditida, Meloidogynidae.
UUGUUGGUGUCGUGCUUGGUGUCGUGGGUGUUGUAGGAGUUGUAGGUGUCGUGCUGGGUGUCGUGGGCGUUGUUGGUGUCGUGCUUGGGGUUGUAGGUGUCGUGGGCGUUGUUGGUGUCGUGCUGGGCGUCGUGGGUGUUGUAGGAGUUGUAUUUGGUGUUGUUGGUGUCGUGCUGGGUGUCGUGGGUGUUGUAGUUGUUGUAGGUGUCGUGCUGGGCGUCGAAGGUGUUGUAGGAGUUGUACUUGGUGUUGUUGGUGUCGUGCUGGGCGUCGUGGGCGUUGUUGGUGUCGUGCUUGGGGUUGUUGGUGUCGUACUAGGUGUUGAAGGUGUCGUGGGUGUCGUUGGAGGAUCUGUUUCAAUUGUUCCAACUCCUUGAGACAAUAGUAUUACAAGGAAAAGAUUUAUAAUUACUUUCAUGAUCAAAUUUCUUAAAUUUUUAUUUUAGGUUUCGAGCAAACAUUUUUACAUAAUUAUUUCUCUAUUAAUUUAUUUAAUUGCUAAUGAUGUGAAAUUCUGAUUUAGCUCUACUUUGUACCACCUCUAUUCUUUACCUUGUACCCGUUGUUUGCCGAUAAACCAUCUCAUCUCCGACUAGUCGACUUGUUUUUGCUUUUUCCUAGGCUGGGAGGAAACCUAGCCUGCCUUACAUUAAAUACCCACAUAACCCCACAAUACCUAAUUUUCUAAAUAUGGGGUUGGUUAAAAUUUCUCUCAGUCUCCACCUAUUUAUAUUUGUGUGGGCAUCACAGUUUUUAAAUCCAAAUAAAAUUUUAAAAAAUCCAAGGAAAACAGCCAAGUAAACAAUUCUCUUUUUUAUUAAAUAACAUAAAGUACAUCAUCUCCAUUUUAAUUUUUUAAGUAUUUAUUUACGUAAGAAUUAGAAAAAAACAUCCUCAAAACCCUCCCUUAAUAUUUAAAAAUCUAAAUUUAAACUUUUUAUUUACACAAAUGUUUAGUUCAUUUCUGUCAGUGAGCCAAAAUUUGAUUUUUAUAAAAAAAUAAUUUUAUAUUUUAAUUAAAUUUUUUAAUUAAAUUUGAUUUUUUAAAAUUUCUUCUUUUACGAUAAUGUAAAUUUAUUCGAUGUUUACAACAAUCUGAGUUUUUAAAAAUGGUUUUCCCAAUAACAGGAGAAGCUUUUGAAAUAAAUGAAAGAAAAUGGAAUUUUUAAUUUCAUAAUUAUUAGGCACCCUAAAUUUCCUAAAAUUAAUUUCCCUUGUCCCCAUUACAAAGUACAUAGAUAUGAAAUAUUAAAUUAUCCGACAUCUAAAAUAAUGGAAAUAAAUUUAAUCAAAAUUUUAAAUGAAGUCAAAAAAUAUUGAAAAUAUCAAAACAGGUAUAUUUAAAUAUCAUCCCCAUCGCCGUCUUCCUUUCCAACCAUUUUGUCCUCCACAUCCAUAUUUUCUGCUCCAAUUGAAUUUUCUUCUCCAUCCAGAAUAGCCAUAACCAUCACCACCUCCAUUACCCCAGCUCCCAGGCCAGUAACGAAUUCUUCGAUCACUUUAAUAUUUU